AUGCAGUUAGGUUUAGAAAAUUUAAAAGAUUUAUCACUGGAUGAUCGAAUACCAGUGAAUGAUGGAUAUAAAUACUUUGCGUAUAAAAACCCCAAAGAAACAUUUGGCUUAGGUGAACAGGGUGAUUACAUCGGAAGAGACAAGAAAAGAGACAGGUUCGUAGUUGUCAAGCGUAUAACAAGAGAUUCCAUACCAGAUCAAGAUCAAACCUAUCGACAUUUAGAAACACAGAUAAUCAAACAACUUAAUCAUCCCAACGUAAUACGUUGGUUGGACUAUCAUAUUACAGAUGGGUACGAAUACAUCAUUACCGAACUAAUCGAAAAUGGAUCACUCCAAACAUUUAUCAAAGUUAAUCCUACCUAUUAUAAAGAAGAAGGACAUCUAAAUGGGGCAAUCGUACAGAUAUUGAAAGGAUUGUCAUACAUUCACGCCAACAAUCUCAAACACCGUGACAUUAGACUAGGAAACAUUUUAGUAUCAGCAGAAUAUACUAUAAAGAUUGCUGGUAAGUUAUCUAUAUCUUUCAAAUGGUGUAUCAAACUAACAAAUGAUAUUUUAUGUUUAAAAACAACAUUAUUAGGUUUAGAAUAUUGUGAGUUGGCCGAUUUAGAAAAGACUAUUUUUAGUCAGCAUGGAAAUCCAUUGUAUUUUGGACCUGAUUAUUAUAUAGAUCCAGUAACAAUACAGAAUGAUUUAUGGAUGACUGGUAUUACAUUACUAUUCUUUUGUUGCAACGUUUUUAUCGGAGAUUCUCUCUUGCAAUUUUAUCAAAAAUUUGAGAGACACCAACGUUCAGUAUCUGAAUCACGGUCCGUAUCGAAUAUUGAUAUGUACCAAGCAAUCCCAAAGAUUUACUUGGAGACAAUUGACUUGUGUUUAUCUGGUACAUCGACUAUUCCUGCCAUCCUCCAACACCUUGUACCAAUUCCCCUCACUUUAUCCCCGGACACUGACGAUAUUGAAAAACAACAGCAACAACAACCGUCAGUAGCAAAAGGGCCAGGGUUUAAGAUGGCCAAAGACAGAUACCAAUACGCAACAAGUAAGGUUUUAGGAAGUGGUAGACAGGCAAUAGUGUACAAGGGAUGGGAUGUGCAAAACUUUUACAAAAGAGUGGCCGUAAAAUGUUUUGUCAAUGUUAGAAGGUCAAUGUCAAACGUAUUCAGUAUCCCCCGUGAAGAGUUUGUCAUUAUUCAGGGAUUAGAUCACCCAAACGUUCUCCGUUAUUUGGAUUAUAGUAUACAUGAAGAGUCGAAUCUCACCAAUGAGUGUAUCAUUAUGGAGAGAAUGAAACACAAAUCACUCUCCUACUUUAUGGAUAAAGAGCCACAUUACUUUCAAAAUGGAACUAAUCUCAGACAAGCAAUUGGCCAGAUACUAAAGGGUGUUCAGUAUCUUCACAACAACAAAAUCAUUCAUAGGGAUAUCAAGCCUGGAAAUAUUUUAGUGUCAAAAGACUAUACUUUAAAGAUUUGCGAUUUUGGAAUGAGCAAGUAUGAAGAAGGAGUCAGAGAUGAUUCCACUCAAGUAGGAUCACCAUUGUUCCUUGCACCCCUCUCUGAUUUGAUUAAUGGAACUACAGUUCAAACAGAUUUAUGGAGUGUUGGGAUCACCAUGCUGUUACUCUUACUUUAG
This is a messenger RNA of Cavenderia fasciculata, 1638 nucleotides long. It is a transcript of the gene pyk4, whose product is annotated as protein kinase. Lineage: Eukaryota; Evosea; Eumycetozoa; Acytosteliales; Cavenderiaceae. The transcript is spliced from 4 exons. Gene Ontology annotation, molecular function: ATP binding; protein tyrosine kinase activity. Bases 1 to 1638 code for a protein of 545 amino acids. The record is from RefSeq and is a predicted model, not a curated record. Gene Ontology annotation, biological process: protein phosphorylation.